Zea mays is the source of this 3089-nucleotide messenger RNA. RefSeq names its product transcription factor PHYTOCHROME INTERACTING FACTOR-LIKE 13. Lineage: Eukaryota; Viridiplantae; Streptophyta; Magnoliopsida; Poales; Poaceae. The transcript has 9 exons. The coding region runs from base 16 to 1716 and encodes 566 amino acids. The record is from RefSeq and is a predicted model, not a curated record. Gene Ontology annotation, molecular function: protein dimerization activity; DNA-binding transcription factor activity. Gene Ontology annotation, biological process: regulation of DNA-templated transcription.
GGGGAUCCGACAAAGAUGCCAACGCUUGUCCGCCUCCGCCAUCAAAAUCGCAGCUGCAAAAAUCGCGUCCACCUCCCAUCCCAUCGCACUCCCCGUUAUUAUUUCCCGGGAAAAAAAUCCACGCGAAAAUUCCCCACACCCGCCACCCCGCGCACGGCCUCUCUCCUUUCUCGAGAGAGCGAAGUAAACGGGACAGCGGCUGCAGCCACCCAGUGUACGAGCGCUCCGACUUGUGUGCUCUCAUGCCGUGCUGCUACAGAGCUGCCUCAUAAAAGCUCCCUGAGCCUGCUCCUGUUUGCAGCUUGCAAGGCGCCAAGGACGGACGGAGGCGACGACUCGCAAGGUAGCUCUGCUCGGGCGAGGCAGCAGCAGCACGCAGCAGUACUCCGUUCAGAAUCAGGAGAGAAGACGUUGUUCUCCGGGCACUCGAGUCGAAGUCCUGACGAGAUGGACGGCAAUGCGAGGUCGGCGGCAACGAAUCAGAAGAAGCCCGUCGUCGCGGACGACGACCUCGUGGAGCUGCUGUGGCACAACGGGAGCGUCGUCGCGCAGCCCCAGGCGCACCAGAGGCCGGCGCCCACCUACGACCCCGACCGCCCGGGCACCAGCGGCCUCACCGGCGAAGAGACCGCCGCGUGGUUCCCGGACACCCUCGACGACGCGCUGGAGAAGGACCUGUACACGCAGCUCUGGUACAGCACCAUCGCCGACGCCGCCCCGCAGCACGAGGGCACGCUCCCGGGCCCUACCUCGCAGCCUUCGCCUUCGCCGCCCGUUGGGAGCAGCGGCGUCGAGUCGAGCUGGGCUGGCGACAUCUGCUCGACCUUCUGCGGAAGCAACCAGGUGCUCAGGACGCCGGCAAGGAUCAGGGGGAAGGACGCGGCAUUGCAGUCGGAGUUGCCGAGCAAUACCGGCGCGCACGACGGCACAUCGUCAUCCGGCGGGUCUGGAAGCAACUAUGGGGGAUUCGGGCUGCCCAGUGACAGCGUCCAUGUACAGAAGAGGAAGGGGAGGUGUAGAGACGACUCAGAUAGUCCGAGUGAGGAUGCCGAGUGUGAGGAGGCAAGUGAGGAAACGAAACCAUCAAGGCGAUAUGGGACGAAACGCCGGACUCGUGCAGCUGAAGUUCACAAUCUUUCAGAGAGGAGAAGAAGGGACCGGAUCAAUGAAAAGAUGCGCGCAUUGCAAGAGCUCAUCCCGCAUUGCAACAAGACUGACAAAGCGUCGAUAUUAGACGAGACGAUUGAGUAUCUGAAGUCCCUCCAAAUGCAAGUUCAGAUCAUGUGGAUGACUUCUGGGAUGGCGCCAAUGAUGUUUCCUGGUGUUCACCAAUUCAUUCCACAGAUGGCUCUAGGAAUGAAUCCAGGUUGCAUCCCUGCAGCACAGGGCCUAAGUCAGAUGCCAAGAUUACCAUACAUGAACCACACCCUGCCAAACCAUAUCCAUCUGAACUCGUCUCCAGCUAUGAAUCUAAUGAAUCCACUGAACGCCGCGAACCAGGUGCAAAUCGGUCACCUCAGGGAUGCAAGUAGCCACUUGCUUCACCUAGAUGGCGGGCGAGCAGCAGUGGUACCUCAGGUACCAGGACCAGGACCCCAUGUUCAUGGACAUCAAAUAGCACAAGCCGAAGAACACAAUAAGAUACUGGAAGUGGCAGCUAGUACUGUUAUACCAACUUCUAAGGCAGGGCAACCACCAACUUUACAUAGAGUUUAGAGUGACCAAAAUCAUGCCUUGAGCUGUAUAUCUGUACAGAAGUGUCAGAAGCAUAUUCUUUGACAUGUAAGCUUAGUUCUAGAGUUAUUAUCAGGAGUCUUGUAUAGGUUACAAGAUAACAGCCUGUCUACCGCCGUAUUCUAUCUACGGAAGAACUCAGCUGCAUACUGCUGUGCAGACUGCAGUACAGCGUUCAAGAGAGAAUUGAAUGGGAAAGGAGUAGAUAAUGCCAAGGCCAGUCGGUUUAACCAUCCUUUUCUUGACACUUACAGGAUCAAGAAAGGGUCUUUCUUUUUCUGGGAACCGCUGAAAAUACUGACGUGAUGAGGAGCGGAUGGCAUCUCUGUAGCUGCGCUGCGCUGCAGUGUAUCUACAUCAAUAUGGCAAUGCUUGUCUGGACACGAAUGCUACAUCUACAUGUAAAUGCAGAGUUGCAGGUAGAUAGCAACCCCUCUCCCCUGAGAUGCCAACUCCGACUCCUGUCCUACUGUAUGUACUGAUCUGUACAGCAAGCAAUAUUCAAUCAGCAGUCAAUUCCUAGGAUGUCGUAAGGUACUGUGGAAACAUUUUUCCUUCGAAUACUGUUAUACUAAUGAAAAAAGGGAGUGUCGAAAUGUUUGUUGUCAACUGACGAAAAUCCAGCCAGCAGGCCCGUCCUACCUGCAGACAGAAUGGAUAACAAGCUUAUGAAUCCGAAGUGCAUAUUUAUAUCGCAUAUCAUAUAUUAAUCAAUCCUGUCUUUCUGCCUGCUCCUAUUUGUAGGUCACGACAAUGAUCCUAUCUAAGUACAUAAGUCGCUAACACCAUUUCCUGCUUGUGGAAAGGUUUGGUCUUGCAGGAGAUGAGCUCGCCAGACAGUCCAUCACACUGCCGGCUUGAUUGCAUCUUCACAGGACGUGGACUUGUGGGCACAUGCUCCACGGGCAACGGUUCGGCAUCCUCCUGGCGUUCUUGUGGCUGGCAGCAGCCGCGAGAAUCUGUGUGGAGCCCUGGGCUGGGCUCGUUGCAAGAUAUGCCAGCCUCUCAUCUUCAGACUGGAGGAGGAGGGGGGGGUUCCCUCUCCAGGCUUUUUCCAUGAUGUUACAGGCUUACAGCAUUCAGAGUGCAUGUUACACUCACGGCCCUAUCAGCACAUGCUGUGGGCAGCCGGUGAUGAUAGGAUCAGAUGCUCAUAUCUCCUGCGGUUUUCUGUCUACCGCAUUUGGAUUGGAUUUGGACCCCCCCUGUACUGUACUUCCUCCUUGCUCCCCUGCUGCUUGGCGCUUUGUCCAUGUGCCUGGUUGGAAUUGCUACUAUACAUUUUUGGAGGGUAAUUGUUUCACCGGAACAUGUAGCGUGGACGUGUGGUAAUAACAAUUGAAUUGAUGCCUUUA